GUGUGGCACGACUACGGAUAAGGAUUCGCGGUAAUGUAUAAUGUCCUGCUGGUCCAUCUUGCAUUUCUGUCGGCUGAAGCCUUUUGGAUUCCCUAUCGACAUCACUUUUGUCAACAACAGUCAAGAUGGCGCGCGAUGCGAUGGACGAUUCUGCGUCCAAAGACCAUACCUAUAUCAUGGAAGAGAUUCCUACCGAAAAGGCAUCACUAGCAGGCUUACCGGAUCAUUUGCACCAGGCAAUGAGAGCCGGGUUGAGCCAAGAAGAUGCAGAGUUUCUCUACAGCGUCGACAAAGCAGAGCAAAAGAAGAUUUUUCACAAGGUCGACUGGCGCUUAUGUCCCAUGCUCGCUAUCUUGUACCUCAUCUCUCACCUUGACAGAGCAAAUAUAGGAAACGCCAAGAUUGAAGGCCUCGAGAAAACUCUAGGUAUGAAAGGCACAGAUUACAACGUCGCGCUCAUGGUCUUCUUCGUGCCAUACGUCCUUUUCGAGAUACCGUCCAACAUGAUUCUCGCAAAGUUCAAGCGCCCAUCGUACUAUAUGGGUACGCUGACGCUAUGCUGGGGCACCGUCAUGACAGUCAUGGGACUGGUACAAAAUCUCGCAGGGCUCUGCGCUACGAGGUUUUUCCUUGGUCUUUUCGAAGCCGGUUUUUUUCCUGGAGCUAUUUACCUCGUUGGCCAGUGGUACCCGCCAGACCGUACGCAGUUUCGUAUGGCACUGUUUUACUGCGCGUCUGCUACUAGUGGAGCGUUCUCAGGACUUUUGGCUGCUGCGAUUGCUAAAAUGAAUGGGAUUGCGGGACUUGAAGGUUGGAGAUGGAUCUUCAUACUGGAAGGAAUAGUCACUGUUCUAUUGGGCGCUUCAGUUUUCUUCUUGUUACCAGAUUCGCCCGAUCACGCAGCCGGUCGGUGGCUCACAGCCGACGAAGCGCGCUUCCUUCGCCUCACACACAUUGUUACGCGCGGCCUGAAGCGCGAGAGACAGGUCAAUGCUGAGGGCAAGAAAGAGAGUGUAAAAUGGGGUGUCAUUGGACAGGUUGUAAAAGACUGGCAGAUAUACCUACAAGCCAUGGUUUUUGCAAGUAACGCUGUACCAAACUACGGACUAAAAUUCACCAUGCCUCAGAUCCUAAAGAACAUGGGUUUUACGAGUACAACCGCACAACUCAUGACCGCACCACCGUAUGCAUGUGGUGCAAUCUCAGCAUUAGUAUCUUCCCUACUUGCUGAUCGAUUUACAUGGCGUAUGCCCUUUAUCGCCACCGGACAAGCUCUUCUCAUCAUCGCAUAUGCCAUUCUAUUCGCCAAAGCAGAAGCCAUCAAAGAUAACGUCGCAGUCUGCUACUUUGCAGUCCAUGUCGCUUGCAUCGGCCUAUACCCUAUUCUCCCAGGAUGCAACGCCUGGACCAUUAAUAACCUCGCCGGACCCGAAAAGCGAGCUGUUGGUAUUGCAACCAUGAUUUGCAUCGGCAACUUAGGAGGUAUCGUCGGCUCGUUUAUCUUCCAGGAAAAAGAAUCGCCUAAAUACGAAACGGGAUUCGGCUCAUCGCUCUCGUUUGCUGCAGCGGGACUGGUGUGUGCUUUCACACUGGAAUUAUUGUUCUUGAGAAUUAAUAAGAGGAAUGCGGAAAAGACGGAGGAGGAGUGGCGCGCUAUAUAUACCCCUGCACAGUUGGAGAAGAUGGGAGAUCGGAGUCCGUUGUUCAAGUAUCAUCUUUAGGUUGGAGUGCUAGCGGCGUUUUGUAUGGAAGGGGUAGGAUGUUGUUAGGAAUGGGUGAAAUGGACGAACCUAUGGUUGUUAUCAUUUGAAUCGAGUCGAGAUCCAUGUCGUUAAUCUAUCACCCAUACCCUGCGAGCUUAUUGUAAAGUACGAGUUGAG
Molecule: messenger RNA, 1880 nt
Organism: Bipolaris sorokiniana ND90Pr
Lineage: Eukaryota; Fungi; Ascomycota; Dothideomycetes; Pleosporales; Pleosporaceae
Exons: 7
Coding region: 126-1721 (531 amino acids)
Biological process (GO): transmembrane transport
Cellular component (GO): membrane
Molecular function (GO): transmembrane transporter activity
Source: RefSeq, a predicted model, not a curated record